Molecule: messenger RNA, 771 nt
Organism: Rotaria sp. Silwood2
Lineage: Eukaryota; Metazoa; Rotifera; Eurotatoria; Philodinida; Philodinidae
Source: the annotation of a GenBank genome assembly
AUGAAUCACCGUAUUGUGGAAUGGAAAUGUGAUGCAACGACUGGUCAAGUAGUGGCCGGUGGAAAUGGCCAAGGAAGCCGAAUGGAUCAGUUGAACAGACCAACAGAUGUGAUUGUUGACAAAGAAACAGAUAGUGUCAUCAUCUGCGACUCUGGAAAUCGACGAGUAAUGCGAUGGCCUCGUCGAAGUGGCACAAUUGGAAGCACAGUACUCUCAGAUAUCGAUUGUUGGGGAUUGGCGAUGGACGAUAAAGGAUCUCUCUACGUCUCCGACUGUAAAAAGCAUGUAGUGAAACGAUAUCGAAUGGGAAAGACGAAGGAAAAAGUAGUGGCGGGUAGCAAACGACAAGGUGAUCGGCUCGAUGAACUCAAUCGACCUUCCUAUAUCUUUGUUGAUCAAGAUCAUUCUGUGUACGUAUCGGACAGUUGCAACCGGCGCGUGAUGAAGUGGAUCAAAGGUGCGAAAGAAGGAACUAUCGUGACUGAGGAUCGAAAAAAGAGCAAUGAUCAAGCACAACGGUUCUGUCCUGAAGGAGUGACUGUCGACGCAUGGGGCGCAGUCUAUGUGACCGACUGUGGAAAUCAUCGAGUAAUGUGUUGGCCCAAGGGUAUCGGACAAGGAGUCGUCAUAGCUGGUGGAUACGAUGAAGAAGAACAAGCAAAGCAGCUGAGUUAUCCCAGAGGUUUAUCAUCUGAUCAAUAUGGUAAUCUCUAUGUAAUCGAUCAAUGGAAUCAUCGAGUUCAACGAUUCUCUAUACGAGAGACAAGUUGA